Messenger RNA from Macrobrachium nipponense, 1749 nucleotides. RefSeq lists its product as uncharacterized. The record is from RefSeq and is a predicted model, not a curated record. Bases 218 to 1564 code for a protein of 448 amino acids. The transcript is spliced from 4 exons. NCBI's taxonomy places the organism in Eukaryota, Metazoa, Arthropoda, Malacostraca, Decapoda, Palaemonidae.
CAUCUGGAAGGGUCACUGAUUUCUGUGUCCUUUUCAGGCAUCCAAUCCCCUGGAGUGCGACAUUUGCCGUAAUACGUACAAUGACGACCACUGCCCGAGGAUCCUCCCCUGCUCCCAUGAAUUUUGCAUCCGAUGCAUUGAGGGCCUCAUCUUGACUGAAAAGAGAGAAUGCCCUCUAUGCAGAACGGAAUUCAGCAACAGCUCAGCUGAAGACCUUAUGAUUAGCAGAGGCCUCCUUGAUGCUGCAAAACAACUUUCAUCCAUGCCAAGAGGAUCAAGUCCUUCGACCAGCGCUCCUAAGAAAUCUAUUCUGGAUUUUACUAAGGAUUUUCAGGAGAAUCUCAUCGGAAAAGGCAUCACUGUAUGCCGAGAAACAGAGGCUGAAGUUAAGGCCCGCACUGAAAGCAACUAUAGGUUGAAAAAUGAACUUGAGGGAUUCACUCAGUUGCUGGCAGAGAUAAAGUUUCCUAGUCAAGAUACUUUGAGCAAUAUUGAUGAAGACAAUAAGGAGCUGAUGAACAAACUGGAUAUUAUGCAACGGGAGCAGGUGAACGUGAAAGAGUCAGAAAGGAAACUGGAAACAGCAACAGACUCUGCUUCAGCAGGAGCUACCAUAGGUGAAGCAGGACAGCUUCUCCUUAGUGUUGAGAAGACUGCCAGCGAAAUUACGCAACUUCUUCAGGAGAAUGAUAGACGAAGAGACGACUUGAGGCAGGACACUCUAAGGAUCAAAGGGACCUAUGCAGACGCCAUGAAGGCUCUGGGAAGAAUAAUUGAGGAAUUAGAAGGAGAAGACUCUGUUGUGAACAUUACGGUAACUGACCUCCGAAGUCCUCACAGUCGCUUGAGAGGGGAUGCCCAAAGAGAGAUCUUUGCUGUGAUGACCUUUGAAGGGACUCUGAGAGUGGCCCCAGUCAAGAUUGAGCCUAACAAUGAAGUAUCUGUGCCUCAUCUUGAUGAAGGAGUUCUCCCACCAAGAUGCUUUGUCAUAGAGCUGGAGUCGUUGAUGCCAGGGGGGUCCCCUUCCCCUCCUCCAUCUACUCCCCCUCCAAUGGGGUUCUUGGAUCUGGCAUAUGGAUCCACCCCCCUGGGGAGGGUCGUCAUCAGGAUCACUACUAAGGGCUUGAAGGGUCGAAACUUCCUGUACAUGUGUGCGGGGGGGAUGGGGGGACCCUCUUAUGCCCACUCUCGGGUAUCUUAUGUAGGGAAAAAGGAUGAGGCAGGGGAAUGGAUACUACUAGGUAACUAUGUGUCCUUUGGAGGAAGAGGCACAUCCACUCGAGCAGUGUUGUCAUCGAGGGAGGAGGAUUGGGAGAGUGCAAAGGAGAGUGAUGAGACCUAUGAAGUGACGAGAGAGAAGGCGGGAGAGGUGAGGGGAGACAUCUCAUAUGAAAGAGCUUCGGAGUUCUGCAUUGUCACCAGAGAUGAUAAUGAUAGGAAAUAUAGAACCAGAAAUUGCUUCGGGGUGGUGGAGGAAGGACUCAACGUCCUGACAACCACCAUCUCGAAGUAUUAUCAAGACAUUGGAAAUGUCCAUAUUUCUCAGUGUGGCCUCAUUCUGUAAUUGUUUUUCCCUCCAGAUGAAGAAGCCUUUUUUCAGUUUGAGUUUAACUCUCAUAUAUUAAUAACAAUAAUAAUCAUCAUUUUCAAAUAAAGAUGUUCUUCUGAGUGCUAUUAGAACUGUUUCAUUUAUCACAUUAUUAUUAUUAUUAGUUAUGUUGGUUACGAAUUGUUUAUUUCGUUGGAGUG